AUGGUAUUUUUUUUUAAGGCAGCAUACGGUAAUGAUCAAUACGAAUUAAUGGGUUUGUUGAUGAGAUUUUUGCAUGCAUUCGUGUUUCCUCAUCAGGAUCUACCGAUUAUUCAACGCAUAUCGAUAUGUGGGGAAACGCUAGGAUCUCCGCGAGGUGAUCGCCAUGCAACUAUAUGUGCUCGGCCUGCGUAUGCUCCAUUCGCCCAGAAAGUCUAUCAUCCAGAGCCGCUAAUAAGACAAAUCCCAAGGCUAGACUCGAAUGGCUACGAUCUGCUCUUGAAGUUCUUACAGUACGAAGGCCGAGACCGAAUAUCAGCUCAAGACGCUAUGCGGCAUAACUUUUUAAGGACGUUGCCUCCGAAGGUGGGAUUUACUUCAUUUGAUUUUUAUGUUCUGUCCCAAAGUCUUACGAAUUUUUUGGGUUUUUUCGCAGAUUUCAAAAGACCGAACUUAACAUUGGCAACUUUCCAUUGUAAAAAAAAGAACGUAGGACUAAAUGCUUAUGAUGUAGACCAACGAGCAAAUAAACCAUAG
Strongylus vulgaris is the source of this 534-nucleotide messenger RNA. The record is from the annotation of a GenBank genome assembly. Lineage: Eukaryota; Metazoa; Nematoda; Chromadorea; Rhabditida; Strongylidae.